Molecule: messenger RNA, 798 nt
Organism: Penicillium soppii
Lineage: Eukaryota; Fungi; Ascomycota; Eurotiomycetes; Eurotiales; Aspergillaceae
Product: ubiquinone-binding COQ10-like protein
Exons: 1
Coding region: 1-798 (265 amino acids)
Biological process (GO): cellular respiration; ubiquinone biosynthetic process
Cellular component (GO): mitochondrion
Molecular function (GO): ubiquinone binding
Source: RefSeq, a predicted model, not a curated record
AUGCAGCCAUUCCGCACAAUGCGCCUACUUAGUCGCCCAAUCGCACAGUUCUCUCCGCGCCAAAUCGUGUGCUCAGUAUCCCUCCAGCCAAAGGCAAGCACCAGGACAAUAAACACAACCCAACGACCAAGCCCCCGGCCUCUCCUCUCCAAUGGAGUUACAUUCAAACCCACCCGGCGAGCCUUCGGUCUCCCCUCUCUAUCAUCCUUCCUCCCCUCUACCGGCAACAACGGCAACAACUCCCCCCACCGCGUCCUAACAGCAACCCGCAACCUCCCAUACAACCCAGCCCUACUCUACAAAGUGAUCGCAUCCGUCGAAUCCUACAGCCAAUUCCUCCCAUUCCUCACCGCCUCGACCGUGACAGCGCGCGAUCCCAAAACAGGCUACCCAACGCAAGCGUUCUUGACAGUCGGCUACGGCCCGCUCAGCGAGACGUUCACAUCGCGCGUGGACUGCGACGUUGAGAAACUGACCGUUGAGGCAAAGAGCGGAGAUAAAUACGGAAAGGAAGGCCAGGAUGGCCAGGCUGGAAAGGGCGAGUCUGGGCUUAGUGGGUUCUUUCCUGGCGGCAGUGAGGGCCUUUUCGAGUACCUUUCCACGCGGUGGGAGCUUGUGCCUCUUUCGCCUGCUGAGGCAAAGGGUGGACCUAUGACUAGAGUCAACUUGGAGGUGCGGUUUGAGUUCCGUUCGCAAAUGCAUGCUACUAUUAUGAGUUCUGUUGAGGGGAAGAUGGCUGGGGUUAUGAUUGAGGCUUUUGAGAAGCGGAUACGGGAGGUUGAGGGCAAGGGCUUGUAA